Molecule: messenger RNA, 1658 nt
Organism: Monosiga brevicollis MX1
Lineage: Eukaryota; Choanoflagellata; Craspedida; Salpingoecidae
Exons: 5
Coding region: 168-1187 (339 amino acids)
Biological process (GO): signal transduction
Molecular function (GO): 3',5'-cyclic-nucleotide phosphodiesterase activity
Source: RefSeq, a predicted model, not a curated record
ACGCUCGCGCCUCUCGUUCCCCUUCCUCGUCAUAGGGAUCUUGGUGUCCUUGACUCCGGCUGCGUCGUUGGCAGUGUCGUCGCGCUUGCGCUCGCCUUGACAACACACGCGUGCUUGUGCCACCUUUUCCUGGCUGAGUUGGCGACCCUUUUGUCGCUGCCAUCGCCAUGAACUCCAUCAACACCGGUACCCCCGAAGUUGCUGCACCCAUCACCAUGAGCGCCAAGGAGGCUGCCGCUGCCGCUCCGGCCAUCGAUGAGCUUUCAUGGGAGCUCAACACCCUGGCCUUGAAAAAGGACGACCAAGCCCAAUUGGCAGCCUCCAUGCUCAUCCAUGCAGGCAUUUGUGAUAUCUUCCGCGUUGAAGAAGCCGACGUGCACCACCUCGUCGCCGAGGUCAUGAGCAAAUACAACGAGACCACCUUCCACAACUUUGCCCAUGCCGUCUCCGUCAUGCACACCCUCUACCUUCUCUUCAAGGAUAUCAAGGGCUGCUGGGAACCCUUUGAGGUUGUCACCCUCCUCAUUGCUGCCCUCUGCCACGACAUUGAUCAUCAAGGCCUUUCCAACUCAUACUACCAAAACAGCAAGAAGGCCAUCGGCGCACACUACGAUGAGAACAUCCUGGAGCGCCACCACAUCGCCACCACAAUGUCCAUCCUCACCGAGGGCCGCAGUGUUCUCAGCGUGCUCUCCGAGGCCGAGCGGGCUCGCUUUGACGAUCUGGUCGAGUUUGCCAUCCUCGGCACGGACAUGAGCUUUCACGGCACUCAACUCAAGUUUCUGCAAGAAGAGUACAAGGAUGGACCCCAGGAUCUCGAGGCUCUGAAGACAGACCCGGCAAAGCGCAAGAAGCUUAUGCAAAGCCUUUUGCACACCGCCGAUCUCUACAACCCCAUCAAGCCCUUUGAUGUCACACGCGAAUGGGCCAUUCGUCUGCAAACCGAGUUCAACCAACAGUGCGACCUGGAGCGCCAAGAAGGCCUGCCUGUGCUGCCUUUCAUGGAUGGCCGUGGCGAGACAGCUCUGGCCAAGGGCGAGACGGGCUUUAUCAGCUUCGUCGCCAAGCCCUGGUGGGAGGCCAUUGCAGCCGCCUUCCCCGUCGUCAAGCCCCAUCUCGAUACCAUCACCAACAACGUGGAAGCAUGGAAGUCUUUGAUUCCCACGGAGCCAGACACUGCCAAGUAGCUCUGCUGAGGGACGCUGUUCUAGUUCCCUUUGUCGUGCUUCCGUGCUGGUGGCUCAGCCUGCCUUUAUCGUGUGCCUUUUUCCUCCAUGCCAGUUACCCUGUCCGACUUGUUGUGCAUCCAUGUUUAUGUCCCAUGUGAUGGGCACCUCUCCCGUCAUGCGGGGCAAACAAGGCGUGUCGAGUCUGUCAACCUCGUCUCCCUUAUCAACCCGCGCUGUUCACAGCGCCUGAAUGAAUCAGAAUCCAAAGAGUACGCCGGCGCUUUGGCUGAGUGUGGCACUUUUUGGACUUGACCUUGUAACUUGUUCGUCCAUGUGCAACUUGCCAUCUCCUUUUCUUUGACCUUUGCCUUUGUGAUAAUGCAAGUCCACUGCAAUAACUCAUGCAGCGGCUCCCGCCGAUCCUGUCCCAGUACCGGCUGCGUGACAUGCAUCUAACCCACUUUUCCACAAAUUUAAUCGCUGCUUUUC